Molecule: messenger RNA, 6543 nt
Organism: Crotalus tigris (Tiger rattlesnake)
Lineage: Eukaryota; Metazoa; Chordata; Lepidosauria; Squamata; Viperidae
Gene: ITPRID2
Product: ITPR interacting domain containing 2
Exons: 18
Coding region: 1300-5394 (1364 amino acids)
Molecular function (GO): signaling receptor binding
Source: RefSeq, a predicted model, not a curated record
UUUGAACGGUCACUAAACCAUUGUAAGUUGAGGACUACCUGUACUGUGUGCCACUGUCACUGGACAAAGUUCUGCCUACACCAUUCUUAUUUAUUUUUUUUGCUUCAAGGGGAGAAUUGGAAUAUAAUCAGUUUAAUGAAGUUCUGAAGGAAGGCUGGGAAGUACAACCAAUAGCAAAAUAUGCAAAUAAACAAGAAUGUUAAUAGUCAAGGCAGAUACUUGAUACCUAGAACACAUUUCGACUCUAGGAUCUCCAAGCUUUAAAAACAGCAUUAUUCGGGCACACUUUUGGUGCAUAGGCUUAACCUGUGCUGCUUUGGUGGGUUAUUAAUUUUGUUUUGAUCAUAUUUUUUUUCCUGCCACUGUGUUUUUCUGCCAUUGUAUUUUAAGUAAACGGAGACGUUGUGUGUGUGUGUGUAUGUGUGUGCGUGUUGUGUGCAAGCAAUGAAAUAGAUGGUCAAUAAAUUAAGAUACGAAGUUAACUUCAAGACUGGAGGGAGACAAACGGGCUGCACGAAACGAGGCGAGGAAGGGGCUCUCGAUUUCUCAUCCCACACCUCUCCGUUGUUCGUUCCCCCCUUUCCCGCUCUGCAGAGCACCGAGCUGAAACUCUAAAGCGGGGCCGUCGCUCUCCGAUUGCCGGUUAACCGGCCAAUCAAGCCCUUCCCGCCGCACGAUCAGGCGAACCAGUCGCUCGCCCGGGGAUGCCACAGCUUCCACCGUCACGUGAGCAGAAGCCGCCACCGGGGCCGUCGCAAGGCUGGCCUCCCACCAGGCGCGGUAUGAGGAAGUCGGCCAGAGGCGCCCUCGUCCCGUUGCCGAGCGCGCUUGCACAGGCGGGAGGGAAGAGAGUCCCGGACGUGAGUUCAAAGCCGUCCGGGGAAAGCGCUCGGUUUUCUUCCCCAAGGGAUUGAAGGGAGGGGACCCGACUGUCCCUGUAAGCUAGAGGCAAGCGGGGCGGGCGGGAGGGCGCACUCCGCCCGCCCGCAGCUCGGUUCGCCUAGAAGCCGUAUCAAACCUCGGUCACUCAAGGCGGGCAGGGGGAGGGCGGGGAAGAGGAACGUCCAGCUUGAUUGGAAACGCCUGAAGAUCCGCGCGCCCUACUUCGUAGGAGGCUCGAGCGGGCUUUGUAGUCUGGUUUGGCCGGUAAUAUACUUAAGCUUGUCCGGGCGCUUGCUUGCUUUCGCUUCGCGCCUCCUUUUUGGGUUCCCCUUCCUCCUUUUCUCCUCGUUGCUGCCGGGCAGGGAAAGCUUGUCCUGCAGCCCUGGAAAAAAAAAUAAAAAUAAAGGGGGGGGGGAAAUGUUGGAAAUUGCAAGCCGGAAAAAAGAGGCUGCGGCUACUGCUUGGCCAGGAAUGCUUUCUGCCAGCUGUGUUAGGCAGAUGUCGGGCGGGCCCCCUUCGGCGGCUUUCUCCGGUCGCCUCGGCAACUUCGAAAGAAUCGGAUUUUCUUCGCGCGCGCAGGCGCUGCGGAAUUUCAACGCAGCCCCGGCUCGAUUGCGCGCCCGCCAGACCCGCCUCCGGAUCUGCUUCUUCUUUUUUUUUUUUCGUGCAGGUUGGGGGCGUUUUGGCAGCAGCAGCAGCAGCAGCAGGAGGAACGGCAGCCCGCCCGCCCGUAGCCGGCGAGCCAGGUCGCUGCGUGAGGAGGAGGAGGAGGAGGAGGCGGCGAGGAGCCCCGCGGUGUUGGGAGGCCAGCGAGCCGAAGGGACCCGGGCCCUUCCAAUGGAGGAAGAGGAGAAGAUGGUGGCCGCCGUUGGCGAGGAAUGGCAAGAGGUCGCGCAAAAGAGAAAGGCCUGGGCUAAAAGCCGGGACUCCUGGCAAGCGUCGGAGGCCGAGCGCCUUUCUCCAGAACCGGCGGCGGAUCUGGCCGCAGAGCAGGAGUUGUGCGGCGCCAAGUUGCCCUUGACUGCGGAAGGAGGUGCUAUUCCAAAUGAAAAGAUUGCAAUAUGGCUUAAAGAUUGUAGAACACCAUUGGGAGCUUCUUUGGAUGAGCAGAGCAACCCAACGUUAAAAGGCAUGCUGGUGAGGAAUGGAGGAAGUUUUGAAGAUGAUUUGUCUCUGGGAGCAGAAGCUAAUCAACUGCAUCAAAACAGUGAACAAAUGGAUAUCUGCAACAGUAUAUUGGCAAAGGACAAGAGGCUUCAGUUUCAUCAGAGGGGGAGAAGUAUGAAUUCCACUGGCUCAGGAAAAAGCAGUGCAACCGUUUCUAGCGUGUCUGAACUACUGGAACUCUACGAGGAAGAUCCUGAAGAGGUUCUCUAUAAUCUUGGAUUUGGACGUGAUGAACCAGAUAUUGCUUCAAAAAUUCCAUCAAGGUUUUUUAAUUCAUCAUCUUUUGCAAGGGGAAUAGAUAUCAAGGUGUUUCUGAGUGCACAACUGCAACGGAUGGAAGUGGAAAAUCCCAAUUUUGCUUUGACAAGCCGCUUUCGUCAGAUUGAAGUGCUUACCACUGUGGCCAAUGCAUUCUCUUCCUUGUACUCUCAAGUUUCUGGCACUCCCUUGCAGAAAAUUGGGAGCAUGAAUUCAACAUCUUCCAGUAAAGAGGCAUCGAGCCCACCUCCUCUAACACGAAGUAACACAGCGAGUCGUUUGAUGAAGACUCUGUCUAAACUCAAUCUCUACGGGAACCCUCAAGCGGGAGAUGGCGGCAGCAGUCUAUCUGCUGAGAAGGGCAAAUCUGAAAAUGGGAGUGAAGAACCAGAAGUGAAAACUCCAAAACACUUCAAAGCAUCUUUGUUGGCGACAGUAAAAGAAGAAGCACCUUGCAAUCAGUCCAGCCUACCAGGAGCUCUGGAUUCUUCAGAACUUUCUCCUGACACUAGCGUUCAGCAGGAAACUCAAGGUUAUUCUGUUUCUUAUGAAGAUAAGCAAAAUAAUAACUCUUUUGGACAUACAGGUGGAUUUCAUGAAAAGAUUGCUGCUAUGAACUCUUCUACUCUCGUAGGUGAUACUCUGGAGUCAGCUAGUUCUGAACCUCAAGAUAUCAGGGCAAUUCAAAUGCCUGCAACUUCAGUGGCUGAUAAAGAGGCCUCUCUUCUACUAACCAUUCCGUCUAUUGCCAGCCUCAUGCUGCAGCAGAAGGACUCCUUUGAGAUGGAGGAGAUUCAAAGCACAGAGGGAGAGAUUCCACACGCUUCAAAUGCAAGUCAGCGGGCUUUAAUCAAAACAAAAAAAGAUCAGCUCUUACGAUCAGCAAGUCAGCAUUCUGACAGCAGUGGCUUUGCAGAAGAUUCUUCUACUGACUGCUUUUUGCUCAAUCAACUGCAGGGGCACGACUCGCUGCAAGCCAUGGGAAGCAGCGCCGAUAGCUGUGACAGUGAGAACACUGUGAAAUCCUAUAGCGAAGAACUCAAGACGCCAGUUGCUGAGCCAGAUUGCUGUUUCAGUGAGCUUGAUGAAGAGAAAUUCCUCCUCUUGGAAGUGAAGCAACAGGGGAAAGAGGUGGUAUCUGAGGUGGAUGGAGGAGGCCAGGACAUGUUGGAACGUCAAGAUGGAUUCUCUUCAAGUGGCAAAAAGGAAGAGUUUGAGAGAGCUGGCUUAGAAAGAAGUAAUGAAGUUUCUUCAGUCCAUGAAGCAGAAUCUGAAGCCUUGGAUGAAAGCAGCGAAGAGAGUGAUGUGGAUAAGAGCAGUGAAUGCGAGUUCCCUGCCUAUAAAACUCACCAUGUUCUCAAAUCGCUAUCAUCUCUAGAAAGUAGCUGUUCCUCUCCUUCUUCUGUGGAGCUGGUUAAUGUUGCUUUACAAAGAGCCCAGAGAAAGGACAGUGCGUCUUCCAAUCCCAGAACAGGUCGCCCCCUGCUCAAAUCAAAAGACCUUCUUUUUAAGAAUAGGCAUCAGAUCUCAGAACUGGGUUAUCCUCUGAGACGCUCCCAGUCCCUCCCAACUACACUUCUCAACCCGGUGCGAGUUGUCUCCUCGGUGAAUCUCCAGCUAAAUCCAGGCAAGAAAAUGGUGUGUGGCCCUCCUUCUUUCACAUACAAGUAUGACAGAGAAGAUGAUCCUGGGAAAAAGAAUACCCCAGAAGAAACGUCCUUUGGAGACGUUGACAAGAACUCUACUCCUUUAUGUAAAUCUACCCUCCACAUUGCUCCAUCACCCAUGAGGAAGGAACCUUCCCAGCCCAUUGGAAACAAGGGGCCGGAUGAGUUUGCUCAUAGCAGAAUUCAAAGCUGCCCUUUGCACCUCCCACCAUGCAUGUCUCAGUCAUCGUGUUCUUUGCAUUCCCUUCACUCUGAUGUUCCAGACCUGCACUUCCAGGGCCACAUGAGGACAUUUAGUUCACACAGCAUCCCAAGCACCCCUGGCUCUUCCUGUGGGGGAUUGCCCUCCCCUUUUGGCUGCCCUCAUAUGUUGAGGCACGCUGGACAUCCCCACCGGUUUCAUUCCAUAAACUCCCCCUCCACUGUUGAAAUGCAGCUGAGACGAGUCUUGCAUGAAAUCAGAAACUCCUUGCAAAACCUUUCACAGAACACUAUGAUGAGAACUCAUGACUUCACUGGAGCUUCUUGCAGUACUCAGAGAUCAUCCAUUCUACCUCUCUAUGAAAACACUUUCCAAGAUCUUCAGGUGGUGAGAAGGAACCUAAACCUCUUUAGAACUCAAAUGAUGGAUUUAGAAUUGGCCAUGUUGCGCCAGCAGACUGCUGUUUAUCAACAUAUGACCGAAGAAGAGAGGUAUGAAGCUGACCAGCUCCAGACUCUGAGGAAAUCGGUUCGAAUGGAGCUUCAGGAGUUAGAAAUGCAGUUAGAGGAACGUCUGCUUGCUCUUGAAGAGCAGCUUAGGAGCAUGCAUGAGUCACCCCCUUACAGACAACAAACCUUCAUGGGGAUGUAUGGAAGCAGAAGCAUUGAUAAUUUGUCAUGUCCUUCUCCGUUGAAUGUGAUGGAGCCAGUUUCUGAACUCAUUCGAGAGCAGUCAUCUCUGAAAUCGGAGUUGGGGUUGGGACUGGGUGAACCCGGCGUGCACACUCCUCCGCCUGAAGGCUCGGAAUCUACAUUUGAACCCUGCGCCCAUUCUGAUUCCUCUUCGGUGUGUUCUAGUCAAGCCAGCCGAAAAGCCCGUGGGCGGUCAUCUGAAAGGGGCAGGCCACCCAGCCAAAAGGUCUACCGGGCAAGCGUAGCCUUGAUGCCCUCUCCCCCAGCAAGAGCAGGAAUCGGGCAGCUGUCAGAGGAGCCCUGGACAUCCAAGUCCACCGUGGAGCAGUCACUUGAAAAGUUACCCCUUGGGCCUACAGCUGAGGAAGUGCCCAAGUCUGUGGAGAAUGAGGAACUGCAGCAAGUCAUUCGAGAGAUCAAGGAGUCCAUUGUUGGUGAAAUCAGGCGGGAAAUUGUAAGUGGGCUGUUAGCAGCUGUUUCUGCCCCAGGCCUAUCAACUAAUUCUAAGCAAGAAACCCAGCCAUGAAUCGGUACUACAGGGUUAGCCUGUGAUCCAGAGAGCCUUAUGGAUGCCUCCUUUUGGGAUAUGUAGAUGGAUGCAUCUGUCUGCUCUCCUGAUGCCAGAGGAGACUGCUGUUGUAUGCAACAGUGACUUGAGUGCUGCACGUCUUCCCAUUUCAGGUCUAUACUAAGAUCAAGGCACUUUUCAUCUUACUGAUGUGCGUGAAUGAUCAAGAGAAUUGUGAUUAUCUUGCAAGCCUUAAUAUUUAUUUGCGUGUUCCUCUUAAGACUUGAAGAUUUCUGGACCUUCCCUGGUUAUAAAUAGCCUAGGAUUGUUAUAGUUUCAAACAACAACAAAAGUCCCUGCUGACCUCUGUGAGGUACUUAACUGUGCAAUAACUGUUUCACUUUGAGAGCUUGGGGUAAUUGUUUCCACUGCUGUUAUCAAGUGCCACUUAAAAAGAAGAGAAGAAGCUGUUGUACAAAUGAAUGCUUGGGAGAAGCUGCCAUUUGCAGAGAGUUUAGAAAAUUACAUGAAUUUACUUAAAACUACUGCAGAUGCUUACACUGAAAGCCUUAUCUUUGUAUAGUAGAUAACUUUUUUUAAAAAAAAGAUUUAUAUAUUUUUCUGCUUUCUUUAUCCUUCCCUUUUUUCUUGGGAUGUUUUUUUUUUACCUAAUGUAUGAACUACUCUGCAGUUAUAUUAAGAGGUGGUUUUUAGCCAUUUCCUCUGCCUAUUAAAACAAGUCUGGGGGAAAAAAACACUAGUUUAAAAGGCAAAGCAAGUGGCAUAUAACAACAUGGGCUUAGCAUUAGACUGCUGUUAUGGGGAAAAAUUUCACUCAUUUUUCUACAGCCUAAAGAAAAUGACAUUCACCACAUCCAAUAAAAAUGGAAGCAGGUGUGAUUCUUAAUAUAUAGUUUAAUACAGUAAUGCUCAAAAGUUGGAAUAUAGCCAUGUCUUAAAUGCUAAUCAAACUACCUUACAUGUUUUUUUUUAAAAAAAAUGUUUUCAGCUAACAAAAUUAAGAUUCUGUUAAAUAAUCAGUGACUCAUAAACAUGUAACAAUGUUGGGAGAAGUAUGUCAAAAAACUGCAUUGGGAAUAUACACCCAAGGGCUAAAUCCUUUUUAAAAAGGCUAUUGUGCCAAUAAAAAUAUUUAUUUUGCCUAUA